Molecule: messenger RNA, 750 nt
Organism: Bolinopsis microptera
Lineage: Eukaryota; Metazoa; Ctenophora; Tentaculata; Lobata; Bolinopsidae
Product: chaperone protein DnaJ-like
Exons: 5
Coding region: 15-656 (213 amino acids)
Source: RefSeq, a predicted model, not a curated record
AAUCUACCUGUAGGAUGUUAAAAGGAAGAAUAUGUACUAGAGUAUACGGACCUACCAUAAUAAGGAGGACUGUGUUCGGUGGAACUCAGACUAAAGAUCCUUAUAAACUAUUGGGAGUGAAUAGGAAUGCGAGUGAUGCUGAAAUAAAAGAAGCUUAUCUCAAGAAAGUUAAGUUGUUACACCCAGACUUGAAUCCUGGCCCAAAAGCAGCAAUGCAGUUUAUGGAGGUGAAACAAGCUUACGAUUUGAUCGGUAAAUCUGAUAAAAGAAAGAUCCACAGAACUGCCGAGAGUGUGGGUAAAAAUACGGGAUUUGACGACGCCAUGAAAAGGGCUAUGGGAAAUCAGAAAGACUGGAUGUCAGACUUCGAGAACGCUCAGAAGACGACCGAAGAUCGUUUCAACCGUAGAAAACAGCAAAGACAGCAGUUCGAGCAGCCUGAUUUUGAGAUGGGAAAGAAAGCCAACAUGAGCGCCUUUGAGGAGUGGGAGAAAGAACAUUACGAGAAGCUGUCCCGGAAGCCAGUGGAUCGGUACGGAAUGCCAAAGCGUUUCAAAGAUAUGACUCCAGAAGAAAUGAAUAGUAAAAAGAAACAUGUAGUUUUUUUCUUUGGGGUUACUUUUACGUUACUUUUAUUGAGUUUCAUGGACAUUUAAUGGCUUCUCCACUGUCGCCCGCGUUCAGAGCGACAUAUCUAAACUUCUAUUGCUCCUUUUUAGGAGGGGAUAUUCAUGGUACGCUAGCCUCUGU